CUCAGUCCACCUAGUAUAGAAGCCGAAAGAAAGCCGUCAGAGAAGACUUUAGACUUUGAGCUUCAUGGAGCUUAUGCUGACCAUGUUUUUUACAGAUGAUCUGAUGAAUAGUAUUCUGGCAUUAAUUGGCACACUAACUUGUCUGUAUUACUUUAUUAAGUAUGGCUGGGAGCUCCUAGUUGGUAUCAGGAUUUACAUUUUGGCAAAAUUUUGGAGGACAAACCUGACAUUCUAUGGGGAAUGGGCUGUUGUGACAGGUGCAACUGCUGGGAUUGGAAAAGCUUACGCUCAUGAGUUGGCAAGAAGAGGACUCAAUGUGAUGCUGAUCAGUCGGUCGUUGGAGAAGCUGAGAGCCACAGCAGAUGAAAUUGAACAGCAGUAUGGCAAGAGGACCAAGAUUCUUCAGGCUGAUUUUAAUCAUGGUGCUGAGAUCUAUGGGCCAAUUGAAGCAGCGCUGAAGGAUCUGAACAUUGGAAUCCUGGUGAACAAUGUUGGUAAAACCUACCAAAUCCUUCCGUGUUACUUCCUAGAUGCCCCAGAUGUCGAAAAGGAAAUUCUUGAUAUAAUGAAUUGCAAUGUACUCUCUGUACUGAUGAUGACAAGAAUUGUCCUGCCUCACCUACUGAAAAGGAAAAAGGGCAUCAUCAUCAACAUUUCUUCAGAAGCUGGGACUCACCCACAUCCACUUAUCACCAUGUAUUCAGCUACUAAGGCCUUUGUUGAUUUCUUUUCUCAAGCACUGAAUGCAGAGUACAAGCCAAAUGGGAUUAUUGUACAGUCUGUGUUGCCUCUCAUGGUCUCCACCAACUUGACACAUGAUGUAGAAACCAAUAUUUUUGUGAAGCAAGCUGAUGACUAUGCCCGGGAAGCUCUGAAUACUGUUGGGCUGAGAGAGAAGACAAAUGGCUGCUGGUCCCAUGCCCUGCAGCAUUUCUUCUUCGAAAGGCUGUUUCCAGGAUGGCUCCGACUGACCCAGUUCAGCAUAAAUAAUAUGAAGAAACUUAUCGAAAGGAGAAAGCCUUUAGUAGAGAAGUGGAAGAGUAAACAAAAAAUAGCAUAGCUGCAGUAUGAUUUGAAGGGACUUGAGUGGUGGGGGACGAGUAUACAAUUUUAUUCUUUUCCAAUAUCGUCAUUGUGUGGUUCUCUUAUCUCUGGUGUUUACGAUUUAGUUCAGUGACAUCUUUAACAUUAUCCAUCUAACUCCUCGGAAUUUCAGACGAAUGUUUAAAAGCACGAAAUUAGUUAAAUUGUUUCAGAUAAGCAGAAGACUAUUCUUAUAUUUAAUUAAAUUGUAAGUUUCUAAACAUACAAGUGCAGUAAACAGUCAGAAAAAUUGCAGGCUGUGCAAGGUUACCUAGAACAAUGCCUUACAAGAGGACUGUAAAAAUAAUCAAAUGUCGCAAUUGGCUUGUUAUCUAAUGUGAAAUUGUGUGUUCUGCAUCCUGUUGUAGAAGUUGAUAGAUGUGUGUUGAACUACUUUCUGGCAUCUAAUGUAAUAGUCAUGCUUUCAUAACUUGCAGUUAUGUUCUGAUUGUCUACCUAGUUCAAAUGAUCUGAUGGAUGAAUCAACCUUAAUUCAAAGUGAUUCAAAGUAGCUCAAAAACAAUACUUUCCAAAAUUAAAGUCUCAGUUCUGAUGUUAUUAUGACAGGAGGGCCAUUUCAUUAAUAAAUGAUGAAGUUUCUACAAA
This is a messenger RNA of Rhincodon typus (whale shark), 1689 nucleotides long. It is a transcript of the gene hsd20b2, whose product is annotated as hydroxysteroid (20-beta) dehydrogenase 2. Bases 65 to 1060 code for a protein of 331 amino acids. Gene Ontology annotation, molecular function: oxidoreductase activity. Lineage: Eukaryota; Metazoa; Chordata; Chondrichthyes; Orectolobiformes; Rhincodontidae. Gene Ontology annotation, cellular component: endoplasmic reticulum. The record is from RefSeq and is a predicted model, not a curated record. The transcript is spliced from 11 exons.